This is a messenger RNA of Linum tenue, 2039 nucleotides long. The record is from the annotation of a GenBank genome assembly. NCBI's taxonomy places the organism in Eukaryota, Viridiplantae, Streptophyta, Magnoliopsida, Malpighiales, Linaceae.
GGGUGGUUCCUUUUAUAAUGGAUAGUUUUCCCAAAUCGAUAUAAUGGGGAAGCAAGGGUCUCCCCGAAGUCCGCGUCCUGAUACAUCGAUGAAGGAUUAUCAGACAAGAAGUUGUUCUGAAGGUGGGUUUGCAGGAAAUGAUCCUUCCUUAGGUAGGAGGCUGUCAGGUGGCGAAAGUGCCUGGAAAGCCAAAGCCAUGUCACUCCACAGUUUAAGGCAAAAUGAUAUUCAUGCCGCCAAGAUUGGUUCUUGUAAGGGAGCUUAUGUUGGGAAAAGGCACACCUGGUUUAGCAAGCAUGUGAGAUCAGUCGCCACGAUGUUGGCAUUCGUGGGUUUUCUUUUCAUGCUAGAUUCAUUGAUGGUUUCUGUUUUUGAUUCCAUGUCGCUUGGAAAAAACAUCUCAACAUUGACCAAAUCAAAUGAUGAGAAUCAUAAAGAGGAAGGGAAGCCACCGGUGCAGAUGUAUGGCCGCCUCUUAAACUUAGCUUCUGGUGCACUUGCUGAGAAAGAGUCGGAGCAACAAGAGACAAGGUUUUGGAAGCAACCUUAUGCUGCUAAGGCAAGUGUAUGGAAACCUUGUGCAGAUAAAAAAGUUCCUGAAUACCCAGCAGGAAGAUUAGGGAAAAGUAAUGGCUACAUAGUGGUGAGUGCAAAUGGUGGUCUCAAUCAACAAAGAGUUGCUAUUUGCAAUGCUGUUGCGGUGGCAGCUUUACUCAAUGCAACUCUAGUUCUUCCCACGUUUCUUUACAGCAAUGUUUGGAAGGAUCCAAGCCAAUUUGGUGAUAUCUACCAAGAGAGGCAUUUCUUAGACAUGAUGAAGGAGGAAGUAGAUAUAGUGAAAGAACUUCCAUCCCGUUUCCAAUCUCUAGACACUGAAGCAAUUGGCAGCCUGAUUACUGAUUCUGACUUGCCAAAGGAGGCAACGCCACAUGAUUAUCUCGAGAAGGUGCUACCAAUUCUGAUACGAAAUGGAUUUGUUCACUUGCUCGGGUUUGGGAAUCGGCUUGGCUUUGAUCCAAUGCCUGCUCAAGUUCAGAAAUUGAGGUGCAAAUGUAACUUCCACGCUUUGAAGUUUGUUCCAAAAAUCCAAAAAGUUGGUGCAUUGUUGAGACAAAGGAUAAGAAAGUAUGAAGCUGAACCGACUACGUUAGAUAAGCAACUCCUGGGUGACUACAUCUCUAGCAAUAUUCCCUCCAAAAAGCCAUCUAAUGCAACAAAACCACCAGUGAAAUACCUUGCUCUGCACUUGAGAUUUGAGAUUGAUAUGAUCGCUUACUCCUUAUGUGACUUCGGAGGUGGGACUAUUGAGAAACAGGAGCUUCAGGCUUAUAGAGAAAGCCACUUCCCGCUGCUCAUUAAACGUUUAAGAAAGUCCCAGCCAGUAUCCACAGAAGAGCUAAGAAAGACAGGCAAAUGCCCAUUGACACCAGAGGAAGCAGCACUAGUCCUUGCUGGACUUGGAUUCAAGACAGGAACUCAUAUCUACCUUGCGGGGUCUCAAGUCUAUGGAGGGAACUCAAGAAUGCAUUCAUUCAUCGGCCUUUACCCUAACUUGAUCACCAAGGAAACUCUCCUCACACCAACUGAACUUGCUCCCUUCAGGAAUUUCUCGUCACAAAUGGAUGCACUUGACUUGAUCGCAUGUGCCACUGCAGAUGUGUUUGCAAUGACUGAUUCGGGAAGCCAGUUGGCAUCAUUGGUUUUAGGGUUCAGGAGUUACUAUGGAGGUGGGAAUGCUCCCACGUUGAGGCCAAACAAGAAGAGGCUUGCUGCAAUUUUGUAUGAGAAUAGCACGAUAGAAUGGAAUGGUUUUGAAGAGAGAGUACGGCGAAUGAUUGAGGAAGGUCAAAGGGUGAGGACCAGGCGUUCUAGGAGAAGCGUGUAUCGGCAGCCCAGAUCUCCAGAAUGCAUGUGUAGAUUGUAGUAAAUGAAGAAUGUUCCUCAAUUCUUUAUUUUGUUAAUCAGACUUGCUACAUAAAUGAUAUUUUCUGAGAAGGGGUUGGUUUGGAUUUUGGAAGCAGUAAUAAAUAUUUUCAUAG